This is a messenger RNA of Cetraspora pellucida, 671 nucleotides long. Lineage: Eukaryota; Fungi; Glomeromycota; Glomeromycetes; Diversisporales; Gigasporaceae. The record is from the annotation of a GenBank genome assembly.
AGGAGAAGCGCAUUAAAACAAAGGCAACUGAAAUUUCGAGCCAAAUGGACGUGAAAAUUGGAAAUGCACCUGGUUUUAAGGAUUGGUCAACGUGCAAACCUAUCUACGCAGUUCAUAUUGCGCAUCAUAUCUCAUUCGACCGAAAAAAACUGUUGAAGUUAGCAAACACUACUGAACAGAAUUAUCAUUCUUCCCUCUCUUAUAUCAAAAAAAUAUUGGAAAUUCCUUCCUUGAUAAGUUUUGACUCACUGGCUGCGAAAUUUGGAUGUCCUAAAAUUAUCCCGUACGUUGAAACAAUGUUUGAAAUUUUCAAAGAGGAGUGGGUUAAAGAUCUAAGUGCAGCGAAUAUUAGAGAAAUUGAUUGGAAUGAUGACAUUUAUAAGAUAGCGGUAUUUGGGUGCUGUGGUAAAGUUUUCGGGGCUCAAAGUCGAAUCAAUCAACAGCUAAUAAAUUCGCCUGAUAUUUCCGUAUCACGUCCGGCAUUUCAAAAUAUGACGCGACUCAUUGAGAAAUAUUGUAAAUCUUAUAUUAACGAGCUUAAGUCUCAAAUUAAAAAUGAUGGUCUAGCGACAUUCAUGAUAUCUCCAAUGAAGGGGAGUAGUUAUGUAAGUGAUGAAGAAUCUUCUUUAGGAGACCGAGCAGGAAGUGGAACGAUGGACAUAGGGGAAUGA